This is a messenger RNA of Erpetoichthys calabaricus (reedfish), 3528 nucleotides long. RefSeq names its product zinc finger protein OZF-like. The coding region runs from base 311 to 1639 and encodes 442 amino acids. The transcript is spliced from 4 exons. NCBI's taxonomy places the organism in Eukaryota, Metazoa, Chordata, Cladistia, Polypteriformes, Polypteridae. Gene Ontology annotation, biological process: regulation of transcription by RNA polymerase II. The record is from RefSeq and is a predicted model, not a curated record. Gene Ontology annotation, molecular function: RNA polymerase II cis-regulatory region sequence-specific DNA binding; DNA-binding transcription factor activity.
ACAAGCAAAUGGUGAUCACCUUCACAACGCUAUUGGCACGCAGACUUGUUUGGCUAAAGUAGAAGAAUCCUAACUCUCCUCUUUUAAGUCAGACUUGGAAACAGUCGUUGAUGCCUUUAUCACAUCUCGGCAAUUCUUUAUAUGUGGGACAGCCCAAAUCUGCUCUGUCACGCCUUCAGCUGGUUCAGCACGCAGCAGCGAGAUAUUUUAAUUGAGUGGGUCUGGAUAUAAAGGAUCACAUCUCCCCCUGUAUUAGCAUCUCUCUACUGGCUACCGAGAGAGAAAAGCUGCUGCUUGGUGUACCAUCUAGAUGAAUGUGAAAAAAGAAACGCAUGAGGCUGACGUGAAGAUCAUGGAGCAAAGGGCCAUAAACAUUAAGGAGGAGGACUGUAAGUGGGAGCCUGUCCAACCGAACCAGGAGGAUCUCUGCAUUAAGGCUGAUAUCUGUGAAAUGGGCAUUAAGGAAGAGGCUGAAGAGAAGUCUGUCAGCAUUGAGAGAGGCAAACGUAAAAGAGGGGAGAGUGUCCAGGAAAACGACCUUCGUUAUGGCGAAGUGAGCGGGUGUUCAUCGCCGGAGCCUUCUGUCAGCGUGAAGUCUGAAUCGCCACAGUCAGACACAAAGAUGACUGAGGAAAUGUCAUCUGUUGAAACUCAGGAAGAUCAGCCGCCACCUUCAGAUCAGUCUGGAGAAAGAGACAAACCUCACAGCUGUCCUGAAUGUGGCAAACGUUUCUUUUACAAGUGUUAUCUUUGGAGACACAAAAUAAUUCACACUGGAGAGAAGCCGUAUUGCUGUUCUGAUUGUGGCGAGCAAUUCUCUCACAGGACUAAUCUUUGGAGACAUAAGAAGAAAAUUCACACAGUGGAGAAGCCAUAUUGUUGUUCAGAAUGUGGCAAACAAUUCUAUGAGAAGUGGAAUCUCAAGAACCAUGUAAGAGUUCACACUGGAGAGAAGCCGUAUUGCUGUUCUGAGUGUGGGGGACAGUUUUCACGAAGAGGCAAUCUUUUGAGCCACAAAAAAAUUCAUACGGAAGAGAAGCCAUACUUCUGUUUGGAAUGUGGCAGGCAAUUUUGUGACAACACUACUCUUCAAAAACACAGUAAAAUCCACACUGCAGAAAAGCCGUACUGGUGCUUGGAAUGUGGGAAAGGAUUCUUACGCUCCAACAGUCUUAAGUGCCACAUUAGAACUCACACUGGAGAGAAGCCAUAUUGCUGCUCGGAAUGCGGCCGACAAUUCUGUGACAGGAGGAAUCUCCAGAGCCACAUAAAGGUUCACAGUGGAGAGAAGCCGUAUUGCUGCUCUGAAUGCGGCAAACAAUUCUCACGAAUGUCCAAUCUACAGACACAUGCACAAAUUCACACGGGAGAGAAGACGUAUUGUUGUUCUGAAUGUGGGAAACAGUUUUCCCAAAGAAGUGCUCUCUUGAGACACAAAAAAAAUCAUACGGGAGAGAAGCCGUAUUGCUGUUCUGAAUGUGGAAAAGUAUUUUCCCGUAUGGGCCAUCUGCAGCGUCAUGCAAGAAUUCACACUGGGGAGAAACCUUAUUAUUGUUCUGAAUGUGGGAAAGGAUUUUCUCAAAUGAGUCAUCUGCGAAGGCACCUACGAAUUCACACUGGAGAGAAGUUCUCAACAUAGAAAGGCAAAACAUAACCAAGAAUCAAGAAAUGCAGUCUGAGAUGAGCCAGAUGUGGAACUGAACACAACAUUAGGCCAGUGGUUCUGGGAUCAACAGGUCCUAUCAACAACAAAAUUGCAGGGCCAUCUGGAUGUCCUACCAAUUACCAUAAGUCCAUGAACUGCAAAAGAGGAGGCAUUGUUAGGAACAAUGCUGGUGUUACACAGAGUCCUCACUUUAAACAGAAGUAAGAAACAGAAGCCAUGUUGAUGUUUGGAAUGUGGCAUAGGAUUCUCAUGAGCCAACAGUCUUAAGUGCCACAUAAGAAUUCACGUGGCAGAAAAGCCAAAUUGCUGUUCAGAGCGUGGCAAACCAUUCACAAAAAGGAGCAGUCCUUGGGGACGCAAAUCAACUCAUACAGGAGAGAAACAGCAUGGCUCUUCUUAAUGUGGUGAACAGUUUUCAGAAAAUACUCCUCUUCAGAGGCACACACAAAUUCACAUCGCAGAAAAGCCGUAUUGGUGUUCUGAUUGUGGCAGGACAUUUUUGAAAAUGGUGCUAUCUUGAGUCCCGCAAAAGCAUUCCCUCAACAGAAAAUCCCUAUUGCUGUUCUGAGCGUGGCAAACUAUUUCUGUGUAUGCUUCACAGGGGAGAAAGAGAGAGUAGAAGAGAAAAAUGAAGAUCCUGUGCAGAGUGAUGACACGAGAUCACACAAUGUCCUAGCCAAAAUACAACAGUUGAAAUUGCAGGAUGGCAUAUUAACAUGUGAAGAGCUAAACUGUACAGUGCAAACCGUAAACUCCAAAUUCUGGCAGAGGAACAAAAGAAGGUACAAAGAGAAGCAUGAAGAAAUGGUACAGAACAACAUUUUAAGGAUAAUCUAAAAAGAUCCAUUAGAAUAUUAAGUGGGUAGACUCUGAAAGUAACUGUACCACCAAACUUGUCUUCAAGGGGAAUUGCUGUCCUCCUGAGUCUUCGCACUUGCAUCGUCUGUCUUCUUAACUUUGCUAGGUCAGAGUAGCACUGUCCGACUUAAGCUUGUAGCAUUUAAGGGCCAUGAUGUACUUGAAUUUACAAAAAAAAUAUUGGAGCUGUGACCUCCAAUGAGAAAUGCACACUGGAGGGACGAAUGAACCGGAUUGGACACCAGAAUCUGCUGCCCGAUAAGCUAUUAGACCAAUAGCAAAAUGUUAAUGCAGUACACUCUCUUCCUAGAUAAUGGAGAGAGCAUACAUCAACUUGAUAAUGUAAAGGGUACACACGGAUAGUUGUAACAUAUGUCUGUCAUAGCUGUUAAGUACAUACUGUAUAUGUCUUACUAGCUGUGUUACCCGAGGAAAAUAGGCCUCAGUUGUAAGCCCUUCAGUUAAUCAGAAGUGCUGGAAGUGCUGUGUAACUAAAUACUUUUCAGUAUACAAUAUUUGUAGGGUGCAUUUUUACCAAAGGCUAAUAUUAUUGGCUGGUAGUGCAGUAUAGUGGUUAAGGACCUGGACUUCAAACGCUGAGGUUGUAGAUUCAAAUCCUGUUUCCAACACCACGAGAAAGUCACUUGAUCUGCCUAUGCUCCAAUCUGAGAAACCAACUGAAGUGGAACCAAUUGUGUUGUAAAUGUUUGUAGUAGUAGGGUGAUGUACCGUGUUAGCCAUUGUGGAUGCAUUGUGAAGUCAAGCACAAGGACACCUUCGGCUGGCUGACUGAAGCGAUUACAGUGUUCAAGCUUUUCAGGCAACUUGGGCUCCUUCUUCAGUCAAGUUGAGUCAGAUAAAGACGUCAGUAAAAUAAGAAGUAAGAACAGGUCACUAGAGCUGCUUACGCUCUACACAGUUAUCCGUGAGUAAAACAUUCCUACAUUAGAUCGAUUCCAGCUUUUCAAAGUGACUUUUGUUGAUGGUCAUUGUAAAAAAAAAAG